Molecule: messenger RNA, 945 nt
Organism: Perognathus longimembris pacificus (Pacific pocket mouse)
Lineage: Eukaryota; Metazoa; Chordata; Mammalia; Rodentia; Heteromyidae
Product: olfactory receptor-like protein DTMT
Exons: 2
Coding region: 1-945 (314 amino acids)
Biological process (GO): G protein-coupled receptor signaling pathway
Cellular component (GO): membrane
Molecular function (GO): olfactory receptor activity; G protein-coupled receptor activity
Source: RefSeq, a predicted model, not a curated record
AUGAAGUCAUCAAGGAAUCAAACUGUCAUCUCAGAGUUCCUCCUCCUGGGCUUACCCAUCCAGCCAGAACAUCAGCACCUGUUCUAUGCCCUGUUCCUGACCAUGUACCUUACCACCAUUAUAGGAAAUGGCCUCAUCAUUGUCCUCAUCCGACUGGACUCUCAUCUCCACACACCCAUGUACUGGUUCCUCAGUAACCUGUCCUUCUCUGACCUCUGCUUCUCCUCUGUCACCAUGCCCAAACUGUUGAAGAAUAUGCAGAGCCAAGUUCCAGCCAUCUCCUACGCAGGCUGCCUGAUACAGAUGUAUUUCUUACUAUUUUUUGGAGAUCUAGAGAGCUUCCUUCUUGUGGCCAUGGCCUUUGACCGCUACAUGGCCAUCUGCUUCCCCUUACACUACACCAGCAUCAUGAGCCCCAAGCUGUGUGGGGGUUUGGUGGUACUGUCCUGGGUGCUGACCAUGUCCCAUGCCAUGGUGCACACCCUGCUCACGGCCAGAUUGUCUUUCUGUGGGAACACUGUGAUCCCCCACUUCUUCUGUGAUUUGUCUGCUCUGGUGAAGCUGGCCUGCUCUGACACUCAUGUAAAUGAGUUGGUGAUAUUUAUCGUGGGAGGGCUUGUUGUUGUCAUCCCAUUCCUACUCAUUACAGUGUCCUAUGUGCAGAUCAUGUCCUCCAUCCUGAAGGUCCCUUCCUCUCAUGGCAUCCGCAAGGUCUUGUCUACCUGUGGCUCACAUCUGUCUGUGGUGUCCCUGUUCUAUGGGACAAUUAUUGGUCUCUAUUUAUGUCCAUCAGCUAAUAAUUCUACAGUGAAGGAGACUGUCAUGUCUAUGAUGUACACAGUGGUGACCCCCAUGCUGAACCCCUUCAUCUACAGCCUGAGGAACAGAGACAUGAAGGGAGCUCUGGAAAGAGUUCUUUGUAGGAAGAUUCCAUUCUUUCUAUGA